UGUCCUGCCAUUAGGCAUGCGCACGUACAAGUCAAUGCAAGUGUUGUUGUGUGUGGUUCGAAGAGUUGCGUUGCACUUUUGUUGUAGUUUGAGGCAAUGAACACGAAGAAGUGAUCAAUUAAUUUGGGGCUUAGUGUACAAGGCUGGGCUCGGAUAAGUAUUGGCGGAGGACGAACGGUGAGUGAAUGAAACGUCGCCCGCAGAACAAAGGGGUCCUCUUCCCUGGAACUCACCAUUGUUUAACCCGGAGGGCGCCUCUUUACCCAAGUGGCCCAAAGGUGAGGGGCAUCCUGUCCUCCAGUCAUGACCGCUGGGAAUGGCAAUACAAACAGUAGUCGACACAGAGGAGAGAGCAAGCCAGCCCAGGCCAUAGUCAAAUCCCACAUCCUGACCCAUUUAAUAGAGGGCUUUGUUAUCCAGGAGGGUGCUGAGCCUUUUCCUGUGGAACGUCCGUCCUUUUCAGUUGAUUGCCUCAGGAGAGACAUGUCAGAUUCAAGAAUGAAUGGACUUCCGCCAAAAGAUUUAAAAGCUCGACAAGAGCCCAUGCUCACCUGUGAGCUUUGUGGCAAGGUGGACUUUGCAUACAUCUUCAAAAGGUCCAAGAGGUUCUGUUCGACACUAUGCGCUAAAAGAUACAAUGUAGGAUGCACAAAAAGAAUCGGCCUCUUCUCAAACCGCAAAUCCACCGUGGAGGACACGAAAAAACAAAAAGGACUGAAUGAAAACCCCCAAAACUCCAGUUUGGAGUUGGAAGACAAGACAUCUUCCUGCGUUCGGAAGUCAGCUGGUCACGUGACUCACCCUGCACAGGGGGAAUCAAGCCAAUGUUCAGACUUGUCAAGCAAUAAACAAGACCGUUGGGGACCUCGGGCACAAGGCACUGAAGUCCCGCGGGACCCCGGCCAGUGGAACGUGGACGACGUUUAUGUUUUCAUCUGCUCUUUGCCAGGUUGUCUGGAAAUCGCCGAGGGCUUUCGUUCGCAAGAGAUCGACGGACAGGCACUUCUCCUGCUGAAGGAGGACCACCUCGUGGGGGCCAUGAACAUCAAACUGGGCCCUGCGCUUAAGAUCGCCGCCCAAAUUGGCAUGCUCAAAGACUUGUAGCUCAUCUGUCACGCACAUUUUAUAUUUUACCCUUUGGUGCAGGCAGUCAAAGUCUGAAAUGUUUCAUGCCAUGUGUUGUAAUUCUGUAUGUGGUUCCCUUCAAGGAAUCCUUUUUGUGUCACAGCAGUUCAAAGGUUAGUCUGUCACUUUUAUUUGCUCUCAACAGUUUUGAGCCACUCAUCAUAAAACAGAACGUGUUUGUUAUAGAAGCAACAGCGUGUGUUUGAUCAGUUUCAGAGCUCUGUGGUGUCGUCUUUGACACAUCACAGCUGUCAUUAGGAAAGUGAUGUCACUCCCGUAAAUCCAGUUAUUUGUUGUACACUUUCAGAAAUAUCUACGUUUGUUAGUGCGUUGGCUCCAAUUUGACAGGAGCGAAUUAAAUACAUUGUAAAUAUUCAUACGGCAAUCUGGAAUUUAAAUUUGUCACAUUUCGUUGAAUUGAUUCUAAAAUCACAUUUGGAACAUUUUAUUAAUUAAAAAGAAUAUUUUUUU
This is a messenger RNA of Hippocampus zosterae (dwarf seahorse), 1596 nucleotides long. Its product is annotated as polyhomeotic-like protein 2. The coding region runs from base 304 to 1104 and encodes 266 amino acids. The record is from RefSeq and is a predicted model, not a curated record. Gene Ontology annotation, molecular function: protein binding; zinc ion binding. Gene Ontology annotation, cellular component: PRC1 complex; nucleus. Lineage: Eukaryota; Metazoa; Chordata; Actinopteri; Syngnathiformes; Syngnathidae. The transcript has 7 exons.